ACCGACUUGGCGAGUGAGAUGGGCGCAGAGUGGCGCAGCAUCAUCCGGGUGUCACUGCUUUUUUCUGUCGUCUUCUGACGAAAUCUGUGGUCGAAAUCAAGUCGAAACCUUUCUUACCGAAAAAAAACAGUAUAUAUUUAUUAUUCACCAUUUAUUCACUUUAGUUAUUCUCUCUGGUUAUUCUAUGAUAUUUAGCUUUUAGUAUUAGCGUAAAUUUUAUAAGAUACUGGUAUUCUUUUUUCUGAUUGAUAUUUAGUAAAAAAGGCUUUAAAGUGUGCCCCAAAAUGAACUGUUCUGUGAAACAUUGUCAUAAUAAUCGAAAAUUUCCAUCCCUAGAGAAAGUUAUUAGUUUUCAUGUUUUUCCCAGAGGUGAAUUGCAAAAAUGUUGGCUUGAUGCACUUGGAAUUACUGGAAAUUGGCAGUGGUCAAAAAAUAAAGGAGUCUGCUCUGACCAUUUUAAAGAUGAUGAUUUUACUUUUUUGGGAGGAAGAAGGCGUUUGAAAUGUAAUAUUGUACCUUCUCUUAAAUUAUCAGAGGUAAAAGUAGAUACAUCUAGGGUCCUCAAUAGGACCAGUGCAAGCAUAUCAGAAACACCACUAGGUGAAACAGAUUUAUCUAUACUUGACAACAAAGAGACAACAACCGGGAGGAAUAGAAAUCAGGAGAUAAGCCAAAAUAUUUUAAACACAAGCCAUGGUAGUGAUCAAGGUGUAAAGAGAUUAAUUAAAUCUAUGCAUAGUUAUAGUACUUCUCCUGCAACUAUAAAAAACAAGAACACCGAACUGAAAAAAAAGGUACUAUUUUAUAGGAAAAAAGUUAAUUAUGCCAAUAAGAAAAUAAAAUCAUUAAGUAAAGAGGUUUCGACCUUAAAAGCUAUUUUGGAAUGUUUAGUAAAAGAAAGAUACGAAGGUGCCACAAACCAUUUAAAAUAUAUACAGGAUAUUCCUUAAUGAUAUGCUAAUAUAUAUGUAGAUAAUUUUUUAUUUUUUUAUAAAACAAACUUCAUAUCAUGUUCAUGUUCUAAAUGUCUUAUCUUGUGAGAUACAGGGUUUUAACAUUUUCAGAGAAAUUAUAUUUUUUAUAAUACCCAUGAUAGUAUUUCAUUCUUCACAAGAAUAUGAAGAUUUUUUUAUAAAAUUGUCUCAAUAAUCGGGCCUUUAAAUAUUAACCUCUCAAUGAAGAACACCCUGUGUAUAUGAUGUGUCAUAAAAAAAUGGUUUCAAACUUUAUUUGACUUUAGUUUGAAAGUAUAAGGCAAAAUGAAUAAAAUAUUAAUUUCGGGCUUUGUGUAUUUGAUCACAAUUAAAUGUAGAUUUUACAACAAUUAAAAUGUUUUUUGCUAUUAAGAAUAAAAGCAAUAAAGGUCCAAAAGUAAUCUGUUCCAAGUUAA
This is a messenger RNA of Sitophilus oryzae (rice weevil), 1390 nucleotides long. Its product is annotated as THAP domain-containing protein 1-like. The record is from RefSeq and is a predicted model, not a curated record. NCBI's taxonomy places the organism in Eukaryota, Metazoa, Arthropoda, Insecta, Coleoptera, Curculionidae. The coding region runs from base 285 to 950 and encodes 221 amino acids. The transcript is spliced from 4 exons.